Messenger RNA from Ilyonectria robusta, 264 nucleotides. RefSeq lists its product as uncharacterized. The transcript has a single exon. The record is from RefSeq and is a predicted model, not a curated record. Gene Ontology annotation, molecular function: nucleic acid binding. The annotation marks the transcript as partial. NCBI's taxonomy places the organism in Eukaryota, Fungi, Ascomycota, Sordariomycetes, Hypocreales, Nectriaceae.
UACAUGGGCGACGACACUGUAUCGACAGUGUACGCCGGCGAACUCCAAGGGAUCUCCCUGGCUCUCCAGAUCGCCCAGGGAGACAGAGGCCAAGGCAAUAUCAGAAAGAAAAUCUUGAUCUACACAGACAACCAAGCAGCAAUCAGGUCGGUGGCGAGGCCCAGGGGCAAAUCGGGGUCAUACCUUCUCCAAGACAUAACGCAGCGAAUACAGGAACUACGAACGCAAGGCUUGGCCGUCGAGAUCCGAUGGUUCCCAGCCCAC